AAGAAAAACCCUAGACUCAAAGCCCCGCAGGCCGCAGCCCGAGCCGUCGCGAAGCGUGAAGAAGACAUGGGGCGGCCGUACGCAGUCAAGGGGAAGAAGAAGCGGAAGCUGGAAGGCGGCGAAGCCUCGCGCGCCCCUCCGGUCGACGCCGAGGAGGUGGAGCUAGAGGGCAAGGAAAAUGAGGAGGUGACGGAGGGGGAGGCGGCGCCAGAGGCCUUUGCCGAGGAGGUGGGGGAUGGGAUCCCCAUCGUGCCCCGCCCGCUGGACAGUAAGCGGCGGCCGGGCGCUAUCUUCGUACUUGAGAGGGCCUGCCUCGAGGUCGGCAAAGUCGGCAAGGGUAUGCAAAUCUUGAAUUCGGAUGAUCACGCUAAUUAUUUAAGGAAGCAGAAUCGCAAUCCAGCUGAUUAUAGGCCUGAUAUCAUCCACCAGGCACUACUAGCAAUAUUUGAUAGCCCCCUAACUAAGGCUGGCAGGUUACAAGCUGUUUAUGUUAGGACUGAAAAGGGAGUGUUGUUUGAAAUCAAGCCUCAUGUUCGCAUGCCACGGACGUUCAAGCGUUUCUGUGGUUUGAUGUCACAGUUAUUGCAAAAGCUGAGCAUCACGGCAGUUGGGAAGCGUGAGAAGCUCCUUAAUGUUAUUAAAAAUCCUGUUACCCAGUAUCUACCUGUUGGCACACGGAAGAUUGGCCUUUCAUAUAGUGCGGAGAAGGCAGUUAAUUUGUGUGACUAUGUUGCUAAGUCCAAUGAUGAUGAACCUCUUGUGUUUGUGGUUGGUGCCAUGGCCCAUGGAAAGGUUGACAAGGAAUACUCAGAUGAUUACAUACAGAUUAGCGGUUACCCUCUCAGUGCUGCCUGUUGCCUGAAUCGAAUAUGCAGUGCCUUGGAGCAGAAAUGGAGCAUCCAGUGAAGGGAAGAUUGAAAACGAAUAUUACAGCUUUGUGAUCAGAUUUUUAUGUACCCAUUAGCUCUAAUAGUCUUGUUGUGCCUUUUCAAGUCUUAUAUGUCUACCGUAUUAGUUUUGUCGGAGACAUGAAUCAGUGGCUGUAAAAGUAUUAACAUUGAAUGUUUCAAGUGCUUAUGGUCCUUGCAGUCAAGUCAUUUUUGGUGAAAUUUA
Messenger RNA from Hordeum vulgare subsp. vulgare (domesticated barley), 1113 nucleotides. RefSeq names its product ribosomal RNA small subunit methyltransferase nep-1-like. Gene Ontology annotation, biological process: rRNA base methylation. The transcript is spliced from 7 exons. Gene Ontology annotation, cellular component: nucleolus; small-subunit processome. Bases 67 to 906 code for a protein of 279 amino acids. NCBI's taxonomy places the organism in Eukaryota, Viridiplantae, Streptophyta, Magnoliopsida, Poales, Poaceae. Gene Ontology annotation, molecular function: rRNA (pseudouridine) methyltransferase activity; rRNA binding. The record is from RefSeq and is a predicted model, not a curated record.